Malassezia sympodialis ATCC 42132 is the source of this 642-nucleotide messenger RNA. Lineage: Eukaryota; Fungi; Basidiomycota; Malasseziomycetes; Malasseziales; Malasseziaceae. The record is from the annotation of a RefSeq genome assembly.
AUGACCUAUACGGCCUUACUGAGUCUCAGUAUUCUACGAGAUGACUUUUCCAGGCUGGAUAGACAGGGCAUCUCUGUUCAUCUGCGAGCAUUGCAGCAGUCGGAUGGAAGUUUUCAAUCGGCUCUUGGAUACCCGGAGAAAGACGUCCGGUUCAGCUAUUCGGCGUUUGCUGUGGCAUACAUGUUAAACGAUUGGACCAUGUUUGACGUUCCAAAGGCCAUUGAAUAUCUUAUUCGAUGCCAGAUUCCUCAUCGUCCGCGCCUUGAGCGCUGGCUUCUGAGCCGCCAGGCUCCGGGCGGAGGGUUUCAGGGCCGUGUGGAAAAAGACCAAGACACCUGUUAUUCGUUCUGGUGCGGUGCCAGCCUCCGUAUCUUGAAUUUACAUGCUUUUGUGGAUGGUGUUUCAGAUGCUCAGUGGAUCUUCUCUGCACAGUCGCCGAUGGGUGGAUUCGCUAAAGUCCCCGGUGAGCACCCAGAUAUUUUACAUUCCUAUCUGUCCUACGUGGCCCUUGCCAUGCACGCCGAAGACGAUUUACGAGAGUACAAUCUACCUCUUACGUCUGUAUGCGCGGCAUUGAAUCUAUCAAGGUCGUCACUUGCGUGGAUCUAUACCCAGUUAUGGCCGAGUCAUCCGGGAGCCGUA